Molecule: messenger RNA, 1017 nt
Organism: Fundulus heteroclitus (mummichog)
Lineage: Eukaryota; Metazoa; Chordata; Actinopteri; Cyprinodontiformes; Fundulidae
Exons: 2
Coding region: 45-989 (314 amino acids)
Source: RefSeq, a predicted model, not a curated record
GAAACGCCAGUUUGUCCUCUCUCAGAAAGCUAGCCAGGCUGAAAAUGCUACUGUGGACCAUGAUUAUGUGGCACAUCCACCCGCAGCUGCACUUGAUGAAGCUCUGGAUUACAUCAAGGAGUUGGAGGCCAGACUUCAAAAAGUGGAUUUGUCUACCACACUUUUUAGCCGCUACUGUGCCUCUGAUGACCAGAUCCGAUUCUACACCAAAUUUCCAUCUGAUUGUGUGUUCCGGAUCUUCUGGGAGUCCAUUGAUCGAUGAGUUCCUGAUGUACUCAUUCAGGGUAGCAGUGGGCAUGAAGGAGCAGCUCAUUGCUGACAUGUUUCAAGUCAGCAUAGCUACUGUCAGCCGAGUGACCAUCACUUGGGCCAACUACCUCUUCACUGUGUUCUCUUCCAUCAACCUGUGGAUUAGUCAUGAGAAGGUAAAAGCCAGUAUGCCUCAGAGAUUUCUGAAGUUCUCUCCAAAUGUCCGUGUCAUCUUGGACUGCACAGAAGUUACUCUGGAGACGCCAUCAUCCCUCACCUUACAGUCUGAAACGUUCUCAGCCUACAAGAACCACACCACUCUGAAAGGGCUGAUCGGAGUUGCUCCCUGUGGGUUGGUGACAUUUAUUUCAGCAUUGUACACAGGCUGCAUCUCAGACAAAGAAAUAACAAAGGUCAGUGGAAUCCUUCCUCUGCUUGAGCUGGGAGAUGAAGUCAUGGCAGAUAAAGGAUUCCUCAUUGAAGACCUCCUUCAGGAAGUUGGAGCCAAACUCAUCCUUCCACCAUUCAGACAUCCUGGCCAGUUCAGCAAGAAAGAGACAGAGGAGACCCAGACCAUUGCUCACCUGCGGAUCAUUGUAGAGCGAGCAAUCGCUAGAGUAAAGUGCUACCACAUCUGGAAUUCUCCGGUGCCUCUCACUUUAAUAGGAACUGUCAAUCAAAUCUGGCACAACUGUUGUGUUUUGGCUAAUUAUCAAGGCACAUUUUGUGUUGCUGACUAAAUUAUUUCUAUAUGUUAAUUGUUGUAGU